Molecule: messenger RNA, 2247 nt
Organism: Dunckerocampus dactyliophorus (ringed pipefish)
Lineage: Eukaryota; Metazoa; Chordata; Actinopteri; Syngnathiformes; Syngnathidae
Gene: wnt2
Product: wingless-type MMTV integration site family member 2
Exons: 6
Coding region: 206-1255 (349 amino acids)
Biological process (GO): neuron differentiation; cell fate commitment; canonical Wnt signaling pathway
Cellular component (GO): extracellular region
Molecular function (GO): frizzled binding; cytokine activity
Source: RefSeq, a predicted model, not a curated record
UACCUCUCGCCCAAAAUCAGCUGUGAUAGGCUCCAGCAUACAUACGACCCCAAUGAGGACAAGCGGCAUAGAAAAUGGAUGGAUGGAGGAUCAAUAAGGGGUUAAGAGAAGAAGAUUAUAGAUGGAAGUGGACUCACAUUGAAAGCAGUGCUGUCAGUGCGUGAACACGCUCCAUGCGCGGCCCUAGUGGACACGUGUGCCGAACAUGAAGGCAUUGCAGAGAGGAGUAUGUUGGUGCGUGUGUGUGACGCUGUGUGUGUUGAGCGUCGAUGCUUCUUGGUGGUACAUGGGCAGUCUGGGCUCUCAGGUGAUGUGCAACAACAUUCCAGGUCUGGUGAGCAAGCAGCGCCAGCUCUGCCAGCAGAAUCCCAAAGUGAUGCAAGCCAUUGGGGCCGGGGUGAAGGAGUGGAUAUUGGAGUGCCACCACCAGUUUCGUAACCACCGCUGGAACUGCAACACUAUGGCGCGGGAUCACAGCCUGUUUGGACGCCUGCUAUUGCACAGCAAUCGUGAGGUGGCCUUCAUUUACGCCAUCUCGUCAGCCGGUGUGGUCUACACAGUAGCGCGGGCCUGCAGCCGUGGCGAGCUGGACGCAUGCUCAUGCGACCCCAACAGGACGGGCUCGUGGCGGGACAGCCAGGGCACCUUCGCGUGGGGCGGCUGCAGCGACCACGUGGAACACGCCACACGCUUCAGCCGGGCCUUCGUGGAUGCCAAAGAGCGGAAGGAGCGCGACGCCCGUGCCCUCAUGAACCUGCACAACAACCGUGUCGGCAGGAAGGCAGUGAAGCGCUUCAUGACGCUGGAGUGUAAAUGUCACGGCGUCAGCGGCUCGUGCAGCCUGCGCACCUGUUGGCUCGCCUUGGCCGACUUCAGACGCACCGGCGAUCACCUGCGCAGGAAGUACGACGCCGCCGUGCACGUGGCAGUCAACCAAUAUGGCACCGGCUUCAUGCGCCUUACAGGCACACACUUGAAACGACCCAGCAAGAACCAGCUGGUCUACUCGGAGGACUCGCCCGACUUCUGCAUAGCAGACCAGGAGUCAGGCUCGAUGGGCACAGCUGGGCGUGUCUGCAACCGCACUUCCCGUGGUGCCGACGGCUGUGAGGUCAUGUGCUGUGGGCGGGGCUACGACACGUCACGGGUCAGCCGCAGCGCCCAGUGCGAGUGCAAGUUCCACUGGUGCUGCGCUGUGCGGUGCAGAGACUGCCACCAGGUGGUAGACGUGCUCACCUGCAAAGGUCACACGUGACCUCAGUCUUGAUCGUCACAGGACACCGAGCGCCUGAGGUUGCUGCAACAUUGAGACUCCUGCUGUAUAAGGAAGUGGACAUGGCCUCCCUGGUCUUUGAAGUGGCCAGCAGGAGACCACCUGCUGCUGUUAGCCGUUUCUCAACUCCAUGGUCUUCAUCAUGAAGAUGUAUCCUCGGCUCACCACCAGGUGGUGUUGUAUAGCAGUGCUUCAAGACAACACCCCCAUUUAUUGUCAAGUGGCUAUGCCAUGCUCUUCAAAUUGAAAGAAUCUGCACAUUUGUCACUGCCAAGAUGGUGACGACUUCCAAGUAAUUAGUGCAAAUUUUUGUUGUUGAAAAGCUCAUUUGGCUCUUUAAGGCUUACUCAACUACACAUCUGAAAAAAGGCAGAACAAGUGCAGCUUCUUGUUAGCAAGUGUCAGCUGUCAGUCACCUGGUGUGAUGUUAGUGUGUAGAACCUGGACAUCCAGCUCCUGUUCUGCCUGAGUGACAGUAAAAAGACCACAUGAGGAGAACACUAACAUCAUCUUGGCAUCUGGAGAGAGGAAAUCACAGCAGGUGUGGAAAGAGGCAUGUCCUGAUUGGAGACUCUUGACAAGACCACGCCCACUUCCUAUCUGCUGAAACAAUCAGAUGCAUCACUUAAAUGUCAGGUGGCAUGCAGUCAUACACGAAAAGUUCUUUAUUGUUUUUUUUUGUCUUCACUUUUUGUAAUGAUGGCAACUUUUGUACAACAAACAACUUUUAAAUAAUUGCCUCCCCUCAAAAAAAUCCCCCAAACAUGUCAAAUAAAGUCCAUUUGUUUAUCCACACCCCCUCGUCACUUCACUGGAACGAGUCCCCACGUGAGCACCAAGGCCGGUGUUUGCUUUCCGAAAUGAGAGUCCAUCCAGGUGAGAGUCUGUCAGAUGCGGGUCAGCUGGUGCCACAGGCUGGACGGCAGGAUGCUCUCCACCUUCUCCAUGAUAAAGUUGAGAGGAGCAAACAGCGU